CCAGAAGUGUAGAGAGGCAGAGGACACAGCCUGUGAAGCCAACAGAGCAUUGUGCAUCUCUCAGCAGUGAUGAAAGGAGUCGCAGCACUGAUGGAAAAAAUUAGAUUCUAUUUGGAGGUGUUUUUUUUUUUUUUUUUUUAAAACAAUGAAGGCAUCCCUGAGAUGAGGCCCUGAGGGACAAAAUGGGGAAGAAGUUCUGAGAGCCAAAAUAAAGUUUCAAGGAAUUUAUUUUCCUGCUUUUAACAACUUUCCUCCACUUGGGCUGUCCUGUUGCACCUCAUCUUCCUCUAGACAAGGAUUUCCCCCUCAGUCAUCUGACUGGCAGGUCUGGAAGCAUUGCAGGGGCAUGGUGUUCAAUUUACUCAGCCCAUGGGAGGAGGCCGGCUCACCUCUAUCUGGUGCAACUGUGAGUGGCUUCAGAAGCAAACUCUUGCAUCAGGUGGCAGCUCUCCAUGCAUUCGAAGAAGAGUUAAUAGGAUGUUGAACUCAUGCCAUGACCAUAAGCUUUUAGCUCUGAUGGAUGUUAAGGGGUUUGACCCAGAGGAAGUUACAGUGAAGGUGAAAGAUGGGAAGGUUAAAGUGUCAGCUGAACAUGAGGAGGAGCAUAGGACCCUAAGAGGGAAGGAAUACAACUACACAAACCUUACCAAGGAGAUCAGCUUGCCUCCAGGGGUACAUGAAGAGGAGGUGAUGUACACUGUAGGACCUAGCAGUAUGGUGAAGAUUGAAACUCCACGCAAGUGUUUUCCUUGCCUCCUGAGUCUAAUUUGAAGACAGUGGACUCUGAGCAGCAGUAGUACUGUACAUCUACAUAGUGCAAACUCCUCCUCCGGUGUUUUUUAACUCUACCUUUUAAGCAUAAGUUGGCAACUGUUCUGACCAGUUUAGAAACAAACAAUAGUGCUGCAAAACUACUUUUUUGAGUGCAAGUCUUUUGGUUUCAUUUUGAAGGGUUUCUUGUGACUUUGUCAGCAGUCAAAAGAAAUAGGGACAUUAUUCAAUAUGAAGAUAAAAAAUUGUUUAGAAAUACUAAACUAUGGUAACUUGUUAAGUAAUAAAAGACCCAUAUAGGUGUAGCAUAAUUCCAGAAGCUGACAUUGCCACUGCUCAUUGUUUCAGAGAUUAAGCCUAGAAGGGACCAUUAUUAUCAUCUAGUCUGACCUUUUGCAUAACACAGGCCAUAGAAUUUCCCCCAAUAAUUCCUCCAUCAAGUCCAUAAUUUCUGUUUGAGUUAUAGCAUAUCUUUUAGAAAAACAUGCAGUCUUGAUUUAAAGGCAUCAAGUGAUGGGAAAUCUACCAUAUUCCUAGGUAAGC
Messenger RNA from Chelonia mydas (Green sea turtle), 1314 nucleotides. It is a transcript of the gene ODF1, whose product is annotated as outer dense fiber of sperm tails 1. NCBI's taxonomy places the organism in Eukaryota, Metazoa, Chordata, Testudines, Cheloniidae. The coding region runs from base 370 to 771 and encodes 133 amino acids. The transcript is spliced from 2 exons. Gene Ontology annotation, cellular component: outer dense fiber. The record is from RefSeq and is a predicted model, not a curated record.